Molecule: messenger RNA, 652 nt
Organism: Haliotis rufescens (red abalone)
Lineage: Eukaryota; Metazoa; Mollusca; Gastropoda; Lepetellida; Haliotidae
Exons: 4
Coding region: 215-652 (145 amino acids)
Source: RefSeq, a predicted model, not a curated record
UUUUAAUGAAGGAAACGAUCAUACUUUGCCGGACCGUACAGCGCACGACCAGGGUGUACUGCAACCACAGCAGUUGUCUCCCCUUACAACAGGUAGAAACUCACGAGAGAAAGAAAGGAAUGGGUCAAAGAAAAGAUCAAGAGAGAGUUCUCCAUUCAGAGAUGUUAGACUAGAUGGUUCAGAUGAUGAGUUUGAUGAAGAGUUCAACAACUGGAUGUCAUGUAGCCAGGAGGAAAUACAGCAAUUCAUCAAGGCACAAGAAAAUAAGAACACCGCCAAGAAAACUAAUUCAAACAUGACAACACUUGCCAAGUGGUUAGAGAAAAAUAGAGGUGAAACAAGACCCCUUCAAUCCAUCCCUCCACACAGACUUAACAGUCACCUUUGCAAGUUUUUUAUGGAUGCCAGGAAAAGUAACGGUGAAAACUAUGAACCAUCAUCCCUUAAAGGAAUGUUAUCAUCAUUCAACCGACAUCUGAGGGAACACAAUUAUGCCUACUGUCUCAUUAGGAGCGAGGAGUUCGCCCAGCUUAAUAUGGUCAUUGCUUCCAAGCAAGUGGAACUGAAAAGAAGUGGGAGAGGAAACAGACCUCGUAAAGCGGAUUGCCUCACAGAGGAUGAAGUCGACUCAUCAGGUAAAUCCAUGUUAUGA